AUGGCGCUCUACUCUCCGGCUUCCCAACCGACACCUCGGAUCAUCAUCACCAAGCCAGACGAGCAACAGCUCUUGUUGGUCCCAUGGGAUCGCAACUACCUAGCUGCGCUAUGGGUCUCGCAGUUCUUCUGGCUUCUUGUGGGAACGGCCAUGGGACCAUCUGAGCCGCCGGACUAUUCGUGGAGUACGCUCGUCCUUCUGCUGGUGGCAUUGGGCAACCUGAUAAUGGCGUCAACUCUGUUUAUCGAGGCACAUAGAUAUGCAAUAGGGACCUUGACACCAGAGUUCUUCCUCAAGCUGCAGAGAUGUAAGACCGGCUGGGUGCUGGGUGGCACGGUCAUUACGAUCAUGGCACAACUGUCCUCGAAGACGGGGUUAGGUGUUCUCCCAACGGUCAUGAUUGACGUGCUUUACUUGUUACCGUUCGCUGCUGGUUCCUUGUAUGCGAGAGUAGUCAUGAAGAGAAUGAAUGAUGGAGAUGAGGAUCCCGAGAGUGGGAGGGUCAGAUUGGGCUAA
This is a messenger RNA of Drepanopeziza brunnea f. sp. 'multigermtubi' MB_m1, 516 nucleotides long. RefSeq lists its product as uncharacterized. The record is from RefSeq and is a predicted model, not a curated record. NCBI's taxonomy places the organism in Eukaryota, Fungi, Ascomycota, Leotiomycetes, Helotiales, Drepanopezizaceae.